UAUACACUGUCCCUCAAAUUCAUGUGAGUGCCAGGCUUAGAAUCCGGCAUGUCUAUCCUCGAAACGUGGAUAUCGAUGAUGUAUUCGGCUGACCAUCACAUCCCUUGGGUCUUACAGAUGAGAUAUGGAUGUCGUCAAGUGAACUUAAAUCACACGUCAGUGGGUGUUAAAUCAAGGGGAGUGAGACUACUGCUUGUUGCAAAGGAACAGGGCCAUGACAACUGUUCGCAAGAGAUCUGGAGUACAUAAAGGCAGUCAUUCUCUGGUUUUGAUUUCUCACAUUCUCCGUUCUUCAGGCAGUUUCCACCUGAAACAUCGUCUUCACUCGCAAUCGUUACACAUCUUUCGUGAAUAAUUCCCUCUCGCCAAUAUGCAGAUCACUAAGUCCCUCCUCGCGGCCGUGCUGAUGCUUGGGCCAUCGGUCCUUGCAAGCCCGGUUGUAGCGAGAACUGAUGAUGCUGCUAAGCUUGCCCAGCCUGCUGAAGCAGCCAUCAAGGAUGGUUACGAUGAUGACUACUAUCGCAGGCAUCAUCAUCACCACCACCAUCAUCACCAUGAUGAUGAUGGGUAUCACUAUGGCCACCACUGGAAGGCCCGCGAUGGUGAUGAUGAUGACCCCGAUGGCCCCGAUUCAGCAGCCUUAGCUGCUCGUGAUCGCGGCCGCCACAGGGACCACGGCGAUCACAGAGACCAUGGAGAUCACAGAGACCACGGUGAUUAUAGAGGCCACCGUGGCCAUCAUAAGCGUGAUGAUGAUGAUGCUGGUGAUGAAAAGCUUGUUGAAGAUUCCGAUAAAGAUCGCGGCAGGAACCGCGGUGGUGAUCGUGGUGGUAACCGCGGAGGUAACAGCGGAGGGAACCGAGGUGGGAAUCGUGGUGGGAAUCGCGGGGGACAUCGUGGCGAUAAACGUCAAGAGCCACAAGGAACCCAGCCCCAAGGAACCCCCCAAAAUACACAACCUCAGGGAACCCAGCCUCAAGGUACGCAACCCCAAGGAAACCAACCUCAAGAAAUCCAGAACAAGGACAAGCGCCAAGAUUCGGACAAUGACAAGCGUGAAGAGGCGAAGGACGAGGAAGCUGUGGACCUAGGUGACGAGAAAGAGGUUGACGAAGAUUCCAAGAAGGGCUUCGGUGCCAAGGGUGGUUACUACGGACGUCACGGCGGCUGGGGUGGUCACGGCGGCUGGGGAGGUUACGGCAACGGCUGGGGAGGCUAUGGCAACGGCUGGGGUAACGGCUGGGGUAACGGCUGGGGCAACGGCUGGGGCAAUGGUUGGGGCAACGGCUGGGGCGGUUACGGAAACGGCUGGGGAGGCUACGGCGGGUACAAAGGUGGUUACGGCAAAGAAGGUUAUGGUAAAGGUUACUAAUCGCUCAUCGGACACUUGAUCUGACGAUCCUGAACAUCACGAAGAUAGGUGGUAUGGAAUUAAUGGCUACUACGAUGUAUGUAUUUAUCUGAUUUUUGCUCACUAAGGGUUUGUUUUUUUUGGUAUCACAAAAUAUACACGAAGUAUUUGCGUAACAAAGAGAUCAUUCGAUUGUCGAUAAUACAAGUUUAAGCAUAUAACAAACAACCAUAUCUAGCUCUCGUGGGUUUGAGCUUACUGCUAGUAAUAUGCCGAUGCGGGUCUAUUCUCGCAUCCAGCCGGCUUGAGUAGACGCUAAUGAAGGAAGGUAUGUGCUGAAGAAAACGCUGGGCUUUGGUUUCUGAUCACCAGCCUGCCCUUAUAGAGUUUCUCAGAGCAUUAGUCCCUGAAGUGGUGAAAUGCAGUUGCCGGGAAGUUUC
This is a messenger RNA of Xylaria bambusicola, 1791 nucleotides long. RefSeq lists its product as uncharacterized. The record is from RefSeq and is a predicted model, not a curated record. Lineage: Eukaryota; Fungi; Ascomycota; Sordariomycetes; Xylariales; Xylariaceae. The transcript is spliced from 2 exons. Bases 371 to 1372 code for a protein of 333 amino acids.